Helicoverpa zea (corn earworm) is the source of this 5910-nucleotide messenger RNA. RefSeq names its product probable ATP-dependent RNA helicase spindle-E (gene spn-E). The coding region runs from base 181 to 4131 and encodes 1316 amino acids. Gene Ontology annotation, molecular function: ATP binding; RNA binding. Gene Ontology annotation, cellular component: intracellular anatomical structure. The transcript has 25 exons. Lineage: Eukaryota; Metazoa; Arthropoda; Insecta; Lepidoptera; Noctuidae. The record is from RefSeq and is a predicted model, not a curated record.
GGGAAGGUAAGAAAACAAUCAGCGUCAAAACUUGAAAUUAAAGUUACAGUUUCUUUUUCAUUAUCUUUUUUGUUGAUACAGCAAUAUUUUCGAACUGCCUUUGUUCAAUCUAGAAGAUUCGAAAAAAAAGAAGAUUGACUAUAUUCGUGGUCGAUACACAAAGUAUCAGAACAUAUCGGCAUGGACGAAUUACGAGGGUUUUUGAUGAAUCCUUCUCCAUCGAGUUCGCAAGUUACCAGACUUCGGGGUCCGCUUACGGGUGGAAUGCGUAUCGUAAAGCAUGAAUUCGACGACUUGAAUAGGAAAGAGGAACACCGCCACUCCGAGGUGGUAUCCGGGGGCACCGAGUAUGCGCGCGAAGCUAGGCAAAGAGAGACUGAAUUAUAUUUGCGGAAUGCAGCAGAGUGUUAUGAGAAUCAGGACCAGCGAGGACCCCUGGAUUCUAUGGACCACAUGUCUUCUGUAGGAGCUUCCUCCCAAACUAUUCCCGCUCUGGCAGACGAAGCCAUGCUACAAGUCUACAAUAAGUACUCAUUCCAAAGGAAGGAGGAUACCAAUCACUUGCCCAUUAAUGAGUACAAGGCAAAGAUAGUGGAUACAAUCAGGGCUAAUCAAGUUGUGAUAUUGGAAGGUCCAACUGGUUGCGGUAAGACCACUCAAGUCCCACAAUGGAUACUUGAUAACUGCUAUAAGUGUCGCCAGCCUUGCAAGAUAGUUGUGACACAACCAAGGAGGAUAGCUGCUAUUUCUAUUGCCAAAAGAGUUGCCCAGGAAAGAGGUUGGGAUGUUGGUGGAGUGGUUGGUUAUCAGGUUGGACUUGAUGCUCAUGUUUCAAAUGAUACUCGCAUAAGUUAUGUUACCACUGGUAUUUUGCUACAAAAACUGGUUGCAUCAAAAACAAUGAAUGAAUACACCCAUGUGAUACUGGAUGAAGUUCACGAAAGAGGCCAAGAGAUGGACUUCCUGCUUCUCAUUGUGAAGAGGCUAGCAUAUACGUCAUCACCCCAUGUGAAAGUGGUGCUCAUGUCAGCCACGUUCGAUAAGAUAGCAUUCGCUGACUAUUUCAAGGUAGCUACCACUCUGGGCCUCGAGAGGACCAACUGUAUCACAAUUGAGAAGGGUGAUCCCAUGUUUACUGUGAAGAAGUUCUAUUUGGAUCACCUUCACAAGUUUGGUACUGUACCAGAGCCUAAAGCCGAGGACCCGUGCAUAGUUACGGAAAUGCACCACAUAGUUCUGAGGCUGUUGAAUGCCUUCGAAGGCAUAGAUAAACAGGAAGAUCAGAUCACGGACCGCUCACAAGCCGACCUGCCUUCCGUGCUCAUAUUCCUACCAGGGAUUCAUGAGAUUGAAGACUUGUAUACUUGUCUUACAGACUUUGAUUUGCGUGAGAAGAUAGUGGGCGCCCAUUGCCGUUCGUACAAAUGGUAUGUUCUGCCCCUGCACUCGACGAUAACGGCGGACGAACAAGCGCGCGUGUUUCAACGAGUACAGCCUGGACACAGGAAAAUAAUACUAGCCACUAAUAUUGCUGAGAGCUCCAUUACUGUGCCUGAUAUUAAGUAUGUGAUAGAUUACUGCCUGAUGAAGAUAAUGGUGGCUGAUCCUGACACGAACUUCACGUCGUUGCGGCUAGCUUGGGCGUCCAAGACGAACUGCGAGCAACGCGCGGGCCGCGCCGGACGAGUGAGGGACGGCCGCGUCUACAGGAUGGUUUCUGAAAAGUUUUAUGAAGGGUUUAGACAAGAAAUUCCCCCGGAGAUAAUUCGUUGUCCUCUAGAGAGAUUGGUGCUGUUAGCCAAGAUGAUGGAUAUGGGCCCGCCUGCUGACGUGUUGGCUCUAGCUAUGGACCCGCCCGACAUCUCUAACAUACACCGGACUGUACUUGUGCUUAAAGAGAUUGGAGCGUUAAAGAAAACUGUUGACGGCGAGUGGUCAUCAAUGGACGGCGAUAUGACGUACUUGGGCCGCGUCGCCGCAAGGUUACCCGUUGAUGUCAAACUGUCUAAACUCAUCAUAUUGGGCUAUAUCUACGGCUGCUUGGAGGAAACUGUCGUUAUGGCGGCUGCGAUGUCAGUGAAGAAUUUGUUCAACAGUCCGUUCCGUGAGCGUUUGAACGCUUACAACUCUAAGCUGACGUGGGCAGAUGGCUCCACCAGCGACUGCAUUGCUUUCCUUAACGUUUACAAGGUAUGGACGGUCCUCCGUCAACAGCAGUUCUUCCGCGCGGCCGGGCAGUCGGAGCCGCAGUGGGCGCGGCGCUUCUACGUGCAGGCGCGGGCGCUGCGGGAACUGGACGAGCUGGCGCGGGACCUGCGCCGCCGCCUCGCCACUGUCGGCAUCGACCCGCCCAAUGGCAAGUCGCCGUGGAAUAAACAUGAGCUGGCUUUGCUCUAUAAGAUACUAAUAGCGGGCGCGUUCUACCCACAAUAUUUCGUGCAAGCAUCGGAGGACGAGAGUCGGGAGCGCGAUGCUGUGCGAACACUAGGAGGACUGGACCCUAGGACCACGGUGUAUCUGAAGAAUUUCCCGGACAAUCAGCCGGGAGAGGUGUACGCCGCGGCUAUCAAGAAGGCCGUCUACAAGACCAUCUCAGAGGAGCCUCGCGUCACCUUCGAUACCGGCAGCAGAAAAGUGUAUCUAACAUUCAAUGAAGGUGUUGAAAAGAAUGGGAACGAGAACAGUAGGGACCCCUCAAUACCUGGUCAAGUGGUGCUACCAGUGUACAAGGCCAUAAAAGCAAGACAGUUGAGGAUUGAUAUUAGAAUUCCAUUAUUGCCAUUGGAAAAAGCUCAAGCUCUGGCCAAUGCGUUUGCUGUUGACAAAAUGUCACUGGAUUUGGAGAAAGUAGUGCCGCGCUUGCCGGAGAUCGAUGACACACAUUUUCCGCUGAAAAUAUCACAAUUGACCAGUAUAAGCAAGUUCUGGGUGCAAUACGCGGACGAGAGCACGGCGACGGAGCUGUGCGCCAUACAGACGGCGCUGAACACCGGCCCGCUCGUCGCGCACACCGCCGCCCUCGCGCCCGGCGACCUCGUGGCCGCGCCCUACACCGACGCCGGACGCACCGAGAUCUGCCGCGUCAGGGUGCGAGCGUUGCUGCCCAGGGAUAUGAUCGAGGUGCAGUACAUAGACUACGGCAGCGCGGGCUGCGUGCACGUGUGCAACGUGCGGACACUGCCGAGCGGAGCGUGCCGGGUGGCGCCACCCCUCGCCAUGCGCUGCCGCCUGGCCGCGCUGGCGCCGUCGCCGCUGCUGGACCCGCACGAGCGCUACACGCCCGCCGCCACGCACUGCUUCACGCAGCUCGCCAGGCGCGGCCGCCUGCUCGCUAAGGUAUACUCCGUGGUGCACGGCGUGGUAGCCAUCGACUUGCUGGCGGAAGGUGGACAGCUGAACGUCAACGAAGAGCUCAUCAAGCGAGGAUUCGCCGUACCCUGCGAGGAGAGCUAUGAGUCCAAGAUGAACCACGACCUCAGAGAGAUGGCCUACGAUCUAAAUUUAGCUCAGAAGCGCGCCCACAAUCGCGAGCAGAUGGAGCUGGCGUACUACCAACUGAACGAGAUUGAACCGCCCAGAGCCAAGGACUGUAAUACUGAUGUCUGCCUUAAAGGACCACACAGUCCUUUAGAGACAACGGUUCACACAAUGAUGUACGCGAGCCGCGAUAUACCGGUGAGGAUCGAAUGGAACUCGGUCAACUCCGUUCUGUUGGACACGGAGCCACAGGAGAAAUAUAUGAGGUUGUUAGUGGCGGGCGACGUGGGCUGCAACGAGGGCAACACGCGUCUGACGCUGCGCCACACCACGCUCAUGCCCAACAUCCCCGGCCUGCCCGCCAUCCUCGCGCUGCUCUUCUGUCCUGUUGCGGAACUACGUCGCAACGCGGCGGGCACGCGGUACGUGAGCGCGCUGUGCGGGCUGGGCAGCGCCGAGUGCGGCCGCCCCUACCUGCCCGAGCACGACCUGCUGGUCGACAUCGACGCCGACCUCACCGUCGAUGACAUCGGACUGGUGAGUACACAGUGCGGCACUGCGGCACAACGCGGCGGGCAGCGCCGAGUGCGGCCGCCCCUACCUGCCCGAGCACGACCUGCUGGUCGACAUCGACGCCGACCUCACCGUCGAUGACAUCGGACUGGUGAGUACACAGUGCGGCACUGCGGCACAACGCGGCGGGCAGCGCCGAGUGCGGCCGCCCCUACCUGCCCGAGCACGACCUGCUGGUCGACAUCGACGCCGACCUCACCGUCGAUGACAUCGGACUGGUGAGUACACAGUGCGGCACUGCGGCACAACGCGGCGGGCAGCGCCGAGUGCGGCCGCCCCUACCUGCCCGAGCACGACCUGCUGGUCGACAUCGACGCCGACCUCACCGUCGAUGACAUCGGACUGGUGAGUACACAGUGCGGCACUGCGGCACAACGCGGCGGGCAGCGCCGAGUGCGGCCGCCCCUACCUGCCCGAGCACGACCUGCUGGUCGACAUCGACGCCGACCUCACCGUCGAUGACAUCGGACUGGUGAGUACACAGUGCGGCACUGCGGCACAACGCGGCGGGCAGCGCCGAGUGCGGCCGCCCCUACCUGCCCGAGCACGACCUGCUGGUCGACAUCGACGCCGACCUCACCGUCGAUGACAUCGGACUGGUGAGUACACAGUGCGGCACUGCGGCACAACGCGGCGGGCAGCGCCGAGUGCGGCCGCCCCUACCUGCCCGAGCACGACCUGCUGGUCGACAUCGACGCCGACCUCACCGUCGAUGACAUCGGACUGGUGAGUACACAGUGCGGCACUGCGGCACAACGCGGCGGGCAGCGCCGAGUGCGGCCGCCCCUACCUGCCCGAGCACGACCUGCUGGUCGACAUCGACGCCGACCUCACCGUCGAUGACAUCGGACUGGUGAGUACACAGUGCGGCACUGCGGCACAACGCGGCGGGCAGCGCCGAGUGCGGCCGCCCCUACCUGCCCGAGCACGACCUGCUGGUCGACAUCGACGCCGACCUCACCGUCGAUGACAUCGGACUGGUGAGUACACAGUGCGGCACUGCGGCACAACGCGGCGGGCAGCGCCGAGUGCGGCCGCCCCUACCUGCCCGAGCACGACCUGCUGGUCGACAUCGACGCCGACCUCACCGUCGAUGACAUCGGACUGGUGAGUACACAGUGCGGCACUGCGGCACAACGCGGCGGGCAGCGCCGAGUGCGGCCGCCCCUACCUGCCCGAGCACGACCUGCUGGUCGACAUCGACGCCGACCUCACCGUCGAUGACAUCGGACUGGUGAGUACACAGUGCGGCACUGCGGCACAACGCGGCGGGCAGCGCCGAGUGCGGCCGCCCCUACCUGCCCGAGCACGACCUGCUGGUCGACAUCGACGCCGACCUCACCGUCGAUGACAUCGGACUGGUGAGUACACAGUGCGGCACUGCGGCACAACGCGGCGGGCAGCGCCGAGUGCGGCCGCCCCUACCUGCCCGAGCACGACCUGCUGGUCGACAUCGACGCCGACCUCACCGUCGAUGACAUCGGACUGGUGAGUACACAGUGCGGCACUGCGGCACAACGCGGCGGGCAGCGCCGAGUGCGGCCGCCCCUACCUGCCCGAGCACGACCUGCUGGUCGACAUCGACGCCGACCUCACCGUCGAUGACAUCGGACUGGUGAGUACACAGUGCGGCACUGCGGCACAACGCGGCGGGCAGCGCCGAGUGCGGCCGCCCCUACCUGCCCGAGCACGACCUGCUGGUCGACAUCGACGCCGACCUCACCGUCGAUGACAUCGGACUGGUGAGUACACAGUGCGGCACUGCGGCACAACGCGGCGGGCAGCGCCGAGUGCGGCCGCCCCUACCUGCCCGAGCACGACCUGCUGGUCGACAUCGACGCCGACCUCACCGUCGAUGAC